AUGGAUAAGAGUUGCAGUUCAAAAGAUAAGAAGGGCACCUUCUUUGAUGAUUGGGACCUGUCAGAGUCUGGAGGCUCAGACCAACCUGAGUUUGCAGAGGACUUGGAAAGUGGUUUUUGCUCUGAUGUGGAAUCCGAGUAUAAGAAAAUAUACGAGGAUGAUAUUAAUCCCUUUGCAGCAUUUUCAAAGAAGGAAAGAGAUCAAAGGUACAAGGAACUGGGAUUGAGAGAUAAAAUUACCCUUAGCAGUGGGCGGUUUCUUCUUGCUAAUAAGUGUGCUAGAACCUUCGCGUUUUUCUAA
Molecule: messenger RNA, 300 nt
Organism: Fraxinus pennsylvanica
Lineage: Eukaryota; Viridiplantae; Streptophyta; Magnoliopsida; Lamiales; Oleaceae
Source: the annotation of a GenBank genome assembly